Molecule: messenger RNA, 4236 nt
Organism: Solea senegalensis (Senegalese sole)
Lineage: Eukaryota; Metazoa; Chordata; Actinopteri; Pleuronectiformes; Soleidae
Product: serine/arginine repetitive matrix protein 1
Exons: 4
Coding region: 1050-3131 (693 amino acids)
Biological process (GO): positive regulation of translation; positive regulation of cell size
Source: RefSeq, a predicted model, not a curated record
GCAGCUUAUAGUUCCUGUCAAACUGGUGUUGAGCUCUGAUCUUGUAGGUCGCAAUUAUGUGCUCCUAUGCCCCCCCACUGCUCCUCCCACAUCCCUUCCUGCUGGCAUCCUCCUCUUCUCCUUUAAAACCCCUCUGGAAUCUCAUAAGCAGUGUUUAAUUGUGGAGGGCUGAGUCAAGGAAGGAGUAAUCAGAUGAGAACAAUGGCAGGGGGAAUCACAUGGAUAUACAUCGGCUAACGGGGGAUUAAUAAUACUGGCUUUUGAUUGAAGUUCAGCUGCUCUAUCUGGCAAAGGGAAUGUGGGGAAAGAGAGGGAGCAAAAGAGAGUGACAGAGCAGGGAGCAAAAAAGAAGAGAGUUGCAAAGACAGGAUGAUAAAAGGUUCUCAGAUGAGAGCAGAGAGAAACGGAGAAGAGACAGAUGGGGAGAAAAGAGGGAAACAGAAAGUGAGUUAAAGCAAUGAGAGGGAGUGGGAGGAAGAAAGAGAAAGGAUAGGAGGCAGAGCAGCGCAGUGCAGGGGGAGAGGGAGAUAGAAAAGAGAGAGAGAGAGAGAGAGAGAGAGAGAGAGAGAGAGAGAGGGAGGGAGAGGGAGAGAGAAGCCUCCAGUACUACUGAGCCAGUGAUACGCAGGCAGGCAGAGAGAGAAGACGGAGAGACAGAGGCCAUCCGCGUCUCCAAGGCCGACCCAAUGAGGGGGUGAGAGGCUCAGGAGCACUACAACAGAGAGGAUUGUGGGAGGAGACACAGAACCAGAGAGAAAAAGGCAGGGUGAUACAAUCAGAAACAGGCUUCAGUAGGAAAAGGGCAGCAGAUGUGUGAAAUGUGAGCUGAGCAGGGAAAAGGCUAAUAAAAGUUUUGAAAAGAGAGUAGGAAAGACAGAGCGAAGGAGGAAAAGAGACUUAACACACGCUGUCCAAGAUUCUACGUUAAUGGCAAAGGUAGGAGGAGAUUCAUGGAAAAAGAGGAGGAAGCUCUCUGCAUCUCAGGAGUCCUCCUGUUCCUCUUCUGCUACUUCGUCUGCCUGUGAGGCUGCUGGACAUCCACCAUCACCAUGUUCUCUGACAGCAGGGCUCCAGCUUCUGGGGAGCAAAAAGGCUUCAAGCCACAUGCCCCUCAAUUCAUCCCAUGGCUGCGCAAUAGUCUGAAGUCCCACCACAGCAGUGACCUGGGGCUCAGCAGGCUGCACAAAUCCAACUCCGAGGCCCGCAACAACCUGACCCCUCUGGAGAGACCCAAAGGGAUUGGAUUCUUCUCCUUCCAGGGAAAGGACCGUGGGAAGAAGGGUGACUUUAAGUGUAAUGGCAUGGCGAUGGCAAGGAUGCUACCAGUGGUGCUACGGGGGCCACACAUCCUUCCAGGGAGUCUGGGGAAGCAGAGGGAGGACAGUCCUAUUAGGUGGAACCAGUCUCGAGAGUUAGUCCCAGACCCUGACACACAGAUCAACCCAGGGGACGGGUCACAAGGUCUGACCAACAGCUGCAACUCUGCACAGGAUAACCACACCUUUGGUAGGAACGACAGCAGUCAUUUGAGUCAGUCACAGAAUGACAGGACUAUAACUUCAGUGAGGAAAUAUGGACCAUUAGUGGGACCCCCUCCUGUUCCUGUUCCUGCACUGCUGACUGAGGAGCCCCACUGUAAGGGGCCUGUUAUGGUAUGUAUGGAGGACAGGAGAGGGAAAGUGUGGGACUAUGCCAGCCAUGCCAUUUUCCACCAGAGAGACCUCCAUUCGUCCAGCUGGGUCAGCCCAGACACUCAGGGACUAAUAGAGAGGCAGCAAGGGUUCAGCUCCAGCUUCAGCUACAUCACACAACAGAGCAGGAACUCCCAGAGCCUGACGGCACUGAGGGAACCACCUGUAGAGGGUUUCAGCGGGACUGUCAAUGGAGUCAUCUUCCCCACUGAGGUUCCUAAUAAAGACCCCGGCUGCACCGCAACACUACGACGCUCCAGGAAACCAAGACCAAGCUCGGAGCAUAUUGCCGUCCUGGGCCAGAACCGGACAUUGAUUCGGCGCAGACCCAACAGUGAAGGAGAGUCCCAGAAGCAAGAGGCAGGCUGCAGCAGGAAGGCAGUGCAACAUCAGAUUAAACGGGUGAUGGAUAAUCUGGAGCAGGUGCUCACCGCACUGAGAGAUGUUCACCAGGAAAUGAAAGAGGUGGUGCAGCAGAUUGACUACCUAACGUCAUCCAUUGUUCUGAGCGAGGAGGAGCAGCAACAGGAGAUUAGAGGAGGUGACAGUGCCAGGCCUACGAGCGAUACUAGCUCCAGUUCAGGUUCCAGUUCCAGUGAGGUGAGAUUAGGCAGUGAUCAUCAGAGGCCCUCACAGUCUGAAAGACAGCCAGGAACCACAGUCUCAUCUGGCGCCCUCAGGAGAGAUCAGCAUAGCAGGAGCCAGUCUCCUCCAAGUGUGCAGCUGUGCCCACUCUCAUCAGAGAGGAGGCCAUCUCUUCGGUUCACCUGUGGUGUUGGGUGUUCUCCCAGAAAAGAUGGAGCACUGCCGGACAACAAUAAUCUCCCUUUAUCCGGUCCACCUCAGCUUCAAAACUUCACCACCCGUGACCUCACAUUGCCACCCCAAAGAAGCCUCCCUGUUCGACCUCCCACUCCUGGUCUAUCUCCUCUAACGGUAAACCUCCAUCCCCCCAUAAGCCCCGUCUCUCGGCCUCAUUCCCCUGGUCCAUCCUCGUCCACCAGGGUCAGCCCGAUCUCCCCUCCCUCCACUCUAUCUCCAAAGCCUCACCCACCCCCUGUCCUUAGCCCAUCUGUCAUCAUAGAAACACAAGUAGGUUCUUAUCAGACCUCACAAAGCGACCACCUAUGUGCUGGCCUGCUCUCCACAUCAUCAACUCAGCCUCCAUCUGCCAGCUGCCCACCCACCGACUCAGAAAUGCAAACUGUACCCAGUGCUGAUCAAGAGAGGCAAGCAUCCUCAGCAGGAGUUGCUCAUGCAGCUUCACAGGUGUGCAUUGCCUCUGCAGCCACAGCUAAAGCGCCAGCAAAGGGCCGCAGAGGCCGCAAACCUCCACCAUAUCCGCAUCACAGACUCUCUGAACCGACAAAGAAGGUGAAGGAGACGCGUAAAACACCUCCGUACCCAGAGAAAAGAAGGCUGCUCUCGACCACGGUGUGAGACAAUGCAGCAGGAGCGGGAGGCUGAUGGAACACAACCACAUUCACAGCACCAGCCACACAUUCUGCAAGUGUGAAGACUGAUUUCAGGGUCACCAAGUUGAGCUGAGACCAAGUUUCCAAGGUGACAGGAUAUAGACGCAACUUGGGGCGCUGAACGUGGUAAUUUCCUGUGGAAACCCCAGAGGGUGCCUCGAUGGUGACAAGAGGGACACACAAACAUCCCUGAUGAGCAUUUCCCUUAACGCCAAACGCCAGACAAUGGAAAGCAAAUCAAGACCAAAGAAAGGUACGAACCUCAGACCAUAAUCCCACCACAGAGACAAAGCAGCACAAUACUCAAAUCUGAAAUCUAUCCCCAGACAUCAUCCUCUGGACUGUUGUGUGGAUCUAAGAGGGCUGGAUCAGUGUAAGGGAGAUAAAGGGCACCGAGCAUGAGCAGGCAGGAGGCUGAAUCAUGUGCUCUCAUUAAGGACUGUGUGUCAGGAGACUGUCCUUGCUGGAGGAAGGAGGCGUGUCAAGGUGCACUUCACUUCACUGACGACCACAUCAGACACGGUGGACUUCCUGUGCUCGGAAAAGUCCAGACAUUCACCUCCCAUAGUGAAACAUUAAGUGCAAAGACGAUCCGGAGUUUGGUUUCAAGGACAAAUAAAGUUUGUUACUUUCAACGUCUCCGUUUGUGUUAGUUUGACAGAGUUGGUAUGAGCUAGUAUUAGCUUUAACUGUCAAGAGAGGAUCUAAAAAUGUGCAAAGGACGUGGUGAGCACAUGAUGCGUUUCCAUGGAGACAUUAUGUAUGAGAGGAGGGGACAUAUUGCAAAGACUGGUCCAACAUGCAAGUAAAAGCAUAUUUUAUCACAAUUUGCUCAGGGGUCUCAUAGUGUCAGCUACACUCUGCAUCACACCGUUUCAGCUGAUGUUGAGGUGACAUUCAAACAGUCAGUGUAUAGGAUUUAGUGGCAUCAAGUGGUGAACUUGACUCCAAGCCUGCAACAUGGAACAAAGGUGUCGCUCGGGUAACAGAGAAACACAUGUGGCCGUCUCUAGAGACAGAGUUUGGUUUGUUUAUUCUGAAUAAAUUAAAAAAUAAAAAAUAAAAAAUUG